This is a messenger RNA of Symbiodinium sp. CCMP2456, 726 nucleotides long. Lineage: Eukaryota; Dinophyceae; Suessiales; Symbiodiniaceae. The record is from the annotation of a GenBank genome assembly.
AUGUCCCUGCUGACGCCGCGGUUGGAUUGGAUCCUCGGGUGCUGCACGGCAGGCGGCUGCGACUCUCAUGGGCAGACGGAGUUCCAGGUCCAGCUGAGCUCGGAGCCCGCCCCUGUAGCCCCGGCACACGGCGCGAAGCACCUCCUGACCUCCGGGGAUUCCUUUGACAUCACCUUCACCCCACGGCUUUUCGGCACCCAGGCUCUCAGCAGAGCGUCGAAUGCUCCCUUCACCCCUCGGCAGCGAGACUUGCGGGCGCAGCUGGAGCUCCCGUCUCUGCAGACGUAUCCAGUGCCCCCCAACCUCGGGCCGGAGACUGCGGAAGAGGUGCGAAAGGAGAGGCUUCUGGAGAUGUACCGGGAGUUUGCUUUGGACCUGCACACAGGCAUGUAUCUCACGCAGCUGACGUCGAACCGAGACUAUGCGGACAUCCACGUCCAGCUCAUGGAGGAUCUGACCACCCUCAAGCUGGACCAAAGCAACGGCCGCAUCAUCGAGUUCCCUUUGACCAACGUGUCCAAGGUGUAUCGCAUCGUCAAGAACGACGACAAGUGGUAUGCUGCUGGGACGCCGCUUCCUCACAGCUCCGCGAACACGGAGCAAAUCGUGGUGGUGGAGUUCAUGCGCCGGAAGUUGGCCUUCGUCUUCAAGGAGCUGCAGGUGUCGCAGCGCUUCUUGAUCUGCAUGGAGCUGCUGAUCCGAAGGGCGCAACAGAAGCAGGCAUGA